AUGGCAGCCCAGAAUGGAAAUGCUAGUUUUCCAACCAACUUCAGUAUACCCCAAGAAUAUGCCUCCUCCCUCCCCUUCAACUUCAGUUAUGGUGAUUAUGACCUCCCUCUGGAUGAGGAUGAGGAUAUGACCAAGACUCAGACCUUCUUUGCAGCCAAGAUCAUUAUCGGGGUGGCACUUGUGGGUAUCAUGCUGACUUGUGGUAUUGGCAACUUUGUCUUUAUCACUGCCCUCACCCGCUAUAAAAAGCUGCGCAGCCUCACCAACCUGCUCAUUGCUAACCUGGCCAUCUCCGACUUCCUGGUAGCCAUCGUCUGCUGCCCAUUUGAGAUGGACUACUAUGUGGUGCACCAGCUCUCCUGGGAGCAUGGCCAUGUGCUCUGUGCCUCUAUCAACUACCUGCGCACCGUCUCACUCUACGUCUCCACCAAUGCCCUGCUGGCCAUUGCUAUUGACAGAUAUCUCGCUAUCGUUCACCCCUUGAAACCACGAAUGAAUUAUCAGACAGCCUCCUUCCUGAUCGCUUUGGUCUGGAUGGUAUCCAUUCUCAUCUCCAUCCCAUCAGCCUACUUCACAAAGGAAACCGUCCUCUUCAUUGUCAAAAACCAGAAAAAGAUCUUCUGCGGCCAGGUCUGGCCAGUGGACCAGCAGCUCUACUAUAAAUCCUACUUCCUCUUUGUCUUUGGCAUCGAGUUCCUGGGCCCCGUGGUCACCAUGACCCUGUGCUAUGCCAGGAUCUCCCAGGAGCUCUGGUUCAAAGCGGUCCCGGGUUUCCAGACUGAGCAGAUCCGGAAGAGGCUGCGCUGCCGCCGGAAGACGGUACUGGUACUCAUGUGUAUCCUCACGGCUUAUGUUCUGUGCUGGGCGCCCUUCUAUGGCUUCACAAUCGUGCGCGACUUCUUCCCCACUGUGUUCGUGAAGGAAAAGCAUUACCUCACAGCCUUUUAUGUUGUGGAGUGCAUCGCCAUGAGCAACAGCAUGAUCAACACCGUGUGCUUCGUGACAGUGAAGAACAACACCAAGAAGUACUUCAAGAAGAUGCUGCUGCUCGACUGGCGGCCCUCCCACCAUGGGAGUAAGUCCAGUGCUGACCUCGACCUCAAAACCAGCCGCCUGCCAGCCACGGAGGAGGUGGAUUGUAUCAGGCUGAAGUAA
Messenger RNA from Budorcas taxicolor (takin), 1155 nucleotides. RefSeq names its product prokineticin receptor 2 (gene PROKR2). Bases 1 to 1155 code for a protein of 384 amino acids. Gene Ontology annotation, cellular component: membrane. Gene Ontology annotation, biological process: neuropeptide signaling pathway. NCBI's taxonomy places the organism in Eukaryota, Metazoa, Chordata, Mammalia, Artiodactyla, Bovidae. Gene Ontology annotation, molecular function: neuropeptide receptor activity. The record is from RefSeq and is a predicted model, not a curated record. The transcript is spliced from 2 exons.